Molecule: messenger RNA, 2435 nt
Organism: Coturnix japonica (Japanese quail)
Lineage: Eukaryota; Metazoa; Chordata; Aves; Galliformes; Phasianidae
Product: claudin-8-like
Cellular component (GO): membrane; bicellular tight junction
Molecular function (GO): structural molecule activity
Source: RefSeq, a predicted model, not a curated record
CACCUGUCUGAACCUCCUACUGAAGAGAGCUUCUUCGGAAAAAAAUCAGCAUCUCACCAUAUGAGGAAUCAACAGGAGAAAGUAUUCUCUCCUGUGCUUCAUAUUUCUUCAGUGAAAGAGUGAUUUUGGAAGACUUACUAGGCCUCCUUGCUUAAGGUGCCUUUUUCAGGAGAAGCAUGGCUUGCUGCGCAUUACAAAUGAUUGGUCUAAUAUUUGGAGGUGUGGGCAUGGUUGGGACUUUGGCAGCUACAGCUAUGCCACAGUGGAGAGUUUCUGCCCACAUUGACAGUAACAUCGUGGUUUUUGAGACUGUCUGGGAAGGACUGUGGAUGGACUGCAUCAGCCAGAUGGGCAUCAGGCUACAGUGCAAGUUCUACGACUCUAUCCUGGCUCUUCCCCCACCCUUAGAGGCGUUCAGAGCCCUCAUGUGCACUGCUGUGCUCCUCUCAAUCACUGCCUUUUUGAUGGCUGUUGUUGGUGUGAAGAACACUCACUGGACCAAGGAGGAUCCCCAGGGCAUCAGUAUCUUCAUAUUGGCAGCUGGAGUUGCCUUUCUGCUGACAGGCGUCCUUGUUCUGAUCCCUGUGUCAUGGACUGGUGGUGGCAUCAUUCAUGACUUCUACGAUCCAAAAGUCCCUACACCACUGAAACGAGAACUAGGAGCUGCUCUCUAUGUGGGCUGGGUGAGCGCUGCACUUCUAGUUGUUGCGGGUGCAAUGUACUGUAGCUUCUGGUGCUGGGCUGGUACAUCCCCAAAAUCUAGGUAUCCUUCACUUCCUCAUCACAGAUUGUACAAACCUGUCACGGCAGGAGGGCCAUUGCUAAGCAUGCAGGCAUAUGUGUAGUGGCUACAUGGACUCUUUCUACUUACUAUGUUGAUACAUCCCAAUUGACUGCAUUGCCUAAUAAAACUGUGAGUCUGUAAUAGAUGAACAAUUUUUUUUUUUUUAUUUUUUUAUUUUUUUUCAUUCGCUACUUACUACUGAUACACUUAUUUGCUCUCUGACAUGUUCGUAGGAAAUGUUAUUACAUGGACAUUAUGUUAGACCUCAAUAGAAAAAUCUCACCAUUUUAUGGGAAAGAAAACUGGCAUGGAAAGAAACAACAGCUGCCAGGAAACCCUUGUGGAAGACUAACAGUAUGGUUGGGCUGGAAGGCAGGCAGCUGCUGUGCAAUAGUACCAUUGCCCUCCACUAAGACCAUGACAGUCAAAGGGAGUAGUGCAUUUUACUCUAAGGUAAAGUCUUUGUGAUGAGAAGCAUGGAUUUGGCAGAGUGGUGGAAAAACUCACUGCAUUAAUGGAAAAGCUUCAGUAAUCUUAUUUCCAGUACUAGCACACAAAAGUUCAUGCUCCCUUGUCAGAGAUCUUUGAUUGACUGUGGGUUUCACAGACUAUUAUGGAGCUGAUGUAUCCUUCCUACAUCUUUUGCAGGGCACAGAAUUCAUCUCAUGGAAUAAUAAAAUUUGUAUUCACUUCACCAGACUUUGUCAUGAAUGUAUUAACUUUCCGUUGCCUGGUAUAUCCCAUCUUUAAAGGGUUUUUCUCUACUAUAAAAUGCAGGACAGACUAUCUGUCUUCAUGCACUUUAAAGCACUGUGAUUAUGUCAAGUGUAAUUAAAGAAGCCAGGCAAAUGAAAAUGCUCAAUCCUCACUUGCACACUGGAAGAUCAAGAGUUCCUGCCUACAUCUUAUACCUGCAAAAACCACAUCCUGAUGUUGUCCUGACUGCUUUAUAUUUACAAGACUUAAAAUGUGAUCUGAGUAACAUGAUUUCUAUCUGUCCAUUGUGUGGAAUCCAACAGUAUUUUUAGUUGUGCUUUCUCACAGAUGAAAAUUUGGAAUCUGCUUUUAAAAGUGGGUAUAUACUGAUAAGUGACCAGGGGAGUUCCAUUUAAAAACAUUUUUCCUUGGUAGUAGUAACAGAUGGUACCAUUUCAUUGAUAUUUCAUAGCACAGUUUGAUCCUUUCCUGUAUCUUUUACUGGUAUCUGAAAAUGACUUUUCAAGUUGUACAGAGCAAUGCCUCUAUAUAAUUGUUUGAUGGUUCAAUUUGAAGAACAUGGAAAGCUACAUUUAAUUUAAAAAGCCUUUUAUAAAUUUGACUUCAGAUGAACCUAAAUGAAACCAUGUGGCCAAACGUGGAUAUGUAUUACAUAUGUUAGCUAAUGCUCAUUUACACUUAAGACAACCAGCUCAGAGCUUUUGGUGGGAAUUUCUUGUUACUAAGAAAGAGGUUUAAAGCGCUCUGCUCAUCUCUUGAGAAGUCAAAUUAGCACUUAUUAAUUCCAAAUGAGUCUUUAAGGUGACAUUUCUGCAUAGAUUUUCUAGUACUAAAAUAUAUUUUCUUAUGUUGUCUAAUGGCGGAUGCACAAUAUCUUUAACAACAGCUCUCUCUGGACCAGACAAGUUAUUUCAAUGGAAUUGUUUUCUUAAAU